This is a messenger RNA of [Candida] anglica, 1506 nucleotides long. NCBI's taxonomy places the organism in Eukaryota, Fungi, Ascomycota, Pichiomycetes, Serinales, Debaryomycetaceae. The record is from the annotation of a GenBank genome assembly.
AUGGGGACUCAAUCUUAUACACGGGAUCAAGAUGGGAUCUCUCUCCAAUCGUUUGAAGGAGAUUCUGUACUUCGUUCGAGAAAGCAAGGGGUGGCACCUGACAAUGAUGUCAAGGUUGUUACCGAAGCGAUGUACACGAGCGAAAAUAACCCUGAAAACAUCCCAGAUGGUGGGCUAGAGGCAUACCUUGUAGUGUUUGGGGCCUUUGUCGGACUUAUUGCUGAUUUUGGAAUUGCAAACAGUAUGGGGGCAAUUCAAUCCUACGUUUCCACACAUCAACUUCAGGGGGUAAAGGAAACAAGUGUUUCAUGGAUCUUCUCUUUACACUUGGGAGUGAUGUACUUUUGUGGGGUAUUUUUCGGUGCAGUGUUUGACAUGUAUGGGGCAAGAAUUCCUCUUACUGCGGGCGGUAUAUGCAUAUUCUUGGGGUUGAUGUUUACUGCAGAAUGUAAGAGUGUUGGGCAAUUUGUAUGUGCCUUUGGUAUAUUAACAGCCAUAGGUACUUCUCUUGCAAUGCAGCCUUUGAUUGGAGUCAUUUCACAUUGGUUUUUCAAGAAACGUGGGUUAGCUUGUUCUCUCGCAACAAUUGGAGGAUUGGUGGGAAGUUCGUGCUUUGCCAUCAUGUUGCAAAGUCUUUAUGGUAAAGUAGGCUUCAAAUGGGCGAUCAGGAUAUUGGCUUUCCUUUGUUUGUUUUGUAUGAUGGUUUCUGUCAUCUUAGUUAAGGAAAGAUCCUCUUCAGAGGAACCACGAACUGUCAUAGAAAAUAGUCACCAGGAGGAAGAAAGCCGUCGUAGUAGCACUGAAGAACAAGUUGGAAUUGUGGAACAAUAUUAUUCAGAAUCUAUUGCCCAUGAAGGUAAACAUGAUAAAAGGACUCAAUUUAUAAACUUUUUCCGUCAAGCAAUGGAUUUUUCUGUUUGCAAAGAUUGGAGAUUUGUACUUUUAACAAUAUCAGUGGCCAUAUCAGAACUUAUAUCUAUGUCCACUCUUACAUAUCUUUCGUCAUUUGCAAUUCAACACAAUGUUAGUGAGAGGUCGGCAUAUUUGUUGAUUACAAUCAUUAAUGCAACUGGUAUUCCUUCAAGACUUAUUCUGGGAUUAUUUGCCGAUAAGUUUGGUCGAUUUAAUGUCAUGAUUGUGACUUCACUUCUUGUGACCAUUAGUAUCUUUGGUAUCUGGCUUCCUGCUGGUGGGAAUGUGGGUGCACUUUUCGGGUUUGGGGUUUUGUUCGGAAUUUCUACCUCUGCAGUUAUUGCACUUAUCCCAGUCUGUUGUGGGCAGAUUUGCUCUGCUGAAAACUUUGGGAAAGUUUAUGGUACCAUGUACUUUUUCUUAUCUUUUAUAACAUUGGUUGGUAUAUAUGUUGCCUCACUUGUAAUCGGAGAUGGUGAAUCUCAAAAUUAUAUCAAUUUAGUUUACUAUGAAGGAGCACUAGCAGUUGCAAGUCUUAUCACUUGGACCCUUGCAAGAUAUUCUGCAGUUGGAUGGAAAUGGUGCAAAUUUUAA